AUGGUCACCAAGAGCAGACUGCGGAUGGCGAUAGCCGCCGAAAAGGGAGUCGACUUUAAGAAGUUGAAGCAAGCGAAAAAAGAAAAGGCGGCGCUCAAGCGCAAGAGGUCGGGUGCCGGAGCGUCGCAAAAGACCGCCGCCGACGACCAAGACCUGAAAGCGCAAGGAGCAAAGAAGGAGGAACAAGGCGAAUGGGCGGACGAAGACGAAGAGGAAGAUGAAGAGGAGGAAAGCGAGGAGGGAGAGGAUCUGAACCUCGACGCCGUUGACGACAGCGACACAUCUGAAUCGUCCAUUGAACUCGAAGAGAAGCUCGCUCGAAAACCGCUCAAAUCCGGACAGAGGCUAGCGGCAGACGAGCAAGCCAGGGAAGAAGACGCAGAGGAUGACGAGGAAGACGACGAGGACAUUCCUGUCUCGGACCUCGAAGACCUCGACGAGGAAGACAAAGAAGACCUCAUCCCUCACACCCGCCUCACCAUCAACAACGCGGCUGCCCUCCAGGCCGCCCUCGACCGCAUAUCCAUCCCUGCAGACAAAUCCACACCCUUUGCGUCUCACCAGUCUGUCGUCGCUUCCGUCGCCACCGCUGACUCGAUUCCCGACGUGUCGGACGACCUGCAGCGCGAACUUGCCUUUUACUCCCAGUGCCUCGAGGCCGCGCGCCAUGGCCGCGACAAGCUGCUCGCCGAGGGCAUCCCCUUCUCGCGGCCCAAGGACUACUUUGCCGAGAUGGUCAAGGAGGAUGCCCACAUGGAAAAGGUCAAGGCCAAGCUGGUCGAGGAGGCGUCGGCUAAGAAAGCCGCCGCCGAGGCCCGCAAGCUGCGCGACCUGAAGAAGUUUGGCAAGCAGGUGCAGGUGGCGAAGCUGCAGGAGCGGCAUAAGGCCAAGCGCGAGACGCUCGACAAGAUCAAGACGCUCAAGAGAAAGCGCCAAGAAUCCGGCGCCGAUCCCAGCACCAACGAGGCCGACAUGUUCGACGUCGGCGUCGACCACGAAAUCGCCAAGCACUCCCAGCGCGGUCCCAAGGGCACCCCGGCCGGCUCGAAACGCCUCAAGAAGAACGAAAAGUACGGCUUCGGCGGCAAGAAGCGCCACGCCAAGUCGGGGGACGCUGUCAGCUCCGGCGACCUCUCGGGCUUCGACGCCAAGCGCAUGAAGGCCGCCGGCGCAAAGGGACGGGGGGGCAAGGGCGGCAAGGCGGCGGCGGCGCGGCCAGGCAAGGCCCGGCGCAAGGCCAUGGGCGCGAAGUGA
Molecule: messenger RNA, 1254 nt
Organism: Hirsutella rhossiliensis
Lineage: Eukaryota; Fungi; Ascomycota; Sordariomycetes; Hypocreales; Ophiocordycipitaceae
Product: eukaryotic rRNA processing protein EBP2 domain-containing protein
Exons: 3
Coding region: 1-1254 (417 amino acids)
Biological process (GO): rRNA processing; ribosomal large subunit biogenesis
Cellular component (GO): preribosome, large subunit precursor; nuclear periphery; nucleolus
Source: RefSeq, a predicted model, not a curated record